AUGCUGGUUGGAUGUCUUGCGGUUGCUUUUUCGCACCUAGCUGUGCCAUUGACAUCGUUUCGUAGAAUGCAUUUGAAACAAGGUGACCCGAAACCAACCAUUGACCCUUCCCGUUUCACUUUGAUUGGCCAUCGUUUCUGUCCAUUUGUGGAACGAGUGCGAUUGACCUUGCAUUACCACCACAUUGACUUUGACACAAUCUUCAUCGCUUUUACCUCAAAGCCCGAUUGGUUUUUGGACAUGUAUCCGACCGGUAAAGUGCCACUUUUGCUGACUACGGAUGGCAAGUCUCUGGUUGAGUCUGAUGUGAUUAUGCGAUAUGUGGACCAACUGCGUGGACCAAACGCUUCGUUGAUGUCAGUCUGUGGGGAAGGGCAAUUCUCCGAAGCUUUGGAUCUCUGUUCUAAGGCCAGUUCUCGUUGA
Messenger RNA from Dicrocoelium dendriticum, 423 nucleotides. The record is from the annotation of a GenBank genome assembly. NCBI's taxonomy places the organism in Eukaryota, Metazoa, Platyhelminthes, Trematoda, Plagiorchiida, Dicrocoeliidae.